This is a messenger RNA of Menidia menidia (Atlantic silverside), 7762 nucleotides long. The record is from the annotation of a GenBank genome assembly. Lineage: Eukaryota; Metazoa; Chordata; Actinopteri; Atheriniformes; Atherinopsidae.
AUGCCGUCGGUUUCGAAAACGGCGGCCAAUGCGUCUCCUCAAACCGAGAAACCUACCCACUAUACAUACUUGAAGGAGUUCAGGACAGAACAGUGCCCGUUGUUCCUCCAGCACAAGUGUACGCAGCAUAGACCCUUUACUUGCUUUCAUUGGCAUUUUCUUAACCAGCGAAGAAGGCGACCCAUAAGAAGAAGAGACGGAACCUUCAACUACAGCCCCGACGUGUACUGCACUAAAUACGAUGAGACCACAGGCAUUUGCCCGGACGGAGAUGAUUGCCCAUAUCUACACCGGACGACUGGUGACACAGAGCGCAAAUACCAUCUACGUUAUUACAAGACUGGCACUUGUAUCCAUGAGACAGAUGCUCGCGGGCAUUGUGUGAAGAAUGGCCUGCACUGUGCUUUUGCGCAUGGGCCACAUGAUCUCCGACCUCCAGUCUACGAUAUCAGGGAGAUCCAAGCACAAGAGGCUCUCCAGAAUGGUCAGCUGGGAACAGGGGAAGGCAUUCCUGAUCUGCAGCCGGGUGUACUAGCCAGCCAAGCUAUGAUUGAAAAAACAUUGACCGAGGACCCCCGAUGGCAAGAUACCAACUUUGUUUUAGCCAAUUAUAAAACAGAUCAGUGUACCAAGCCCCCAAGACUAUGCAGACAGGGCUACGCAUGCCCCCACUACCACAACAGUAGGGAUCGAAGAAGAAACCCACGAAAGUUUAAGUACAGAUCAACUCCAUGUCCCAGCGUGAAACAUGGUGAUGAAUGGGGUGAGCCCUCAAAGUGUGACAGUGGAGACAGUUGCCAGUAUUGUCACUCUCGCACUGAACAGCAGUUUCACCCAGAGAUCUACAAAUCAACCAAAUGCAAUGAUAUGCGACAAACAGGAUACUGUCCCAGAGGGCCAUUCUGUGCAUUUGCACACGUAGAAAGAAUUACCUCUACAGAAGAGACAAUGAACUCACUGCUAACAGUGAUACAAUCCAGUUCGCAAUCCCAGUUGGGUUCUCACCAGUAUUCGGAGUGUCCGGUCUCUGAAUGGAACAGUGGAGGAAUCUCCAACCCUUGUGCAAACAGUAGCAACGGACAACUAGAAAGUGUUUCAUGUUCUAAUAACUCAGCUGUAACACCAAGCUCAGGGAGCGACAGUUUGUUAUCCCCAGUGGGAUCCAUCAGCAGGCCCAUAUCCCUAACUAAUAGUAGUUUAUGCUCAGAAUCCAUCACACCCAGUGUGUCGUCUUUGACGUCAAACUAUCCUAAAGCUCCGGGCUUUGAACGUGAGGAUCAGAUUAAAAGCAAAGGGCACAUGGAUCAAAAAAUGAUGGACCAAGAAAAGCAGACACAAAAUACUGUAUUCUCUGCAGUAAAUCCUUUGGCAUCAAGCUUUACCUCCAGCAUAACAUCCAGUUUGGCCUCCAGUAUUGGAUCCGAUAGCUCUUCACCCACCACCUUAUCAACAAUGAAUGCAAAAGCCACUCCUUUCUAUCCAGGGAGCAACACAGUGGAGUCUGUUAUAGGAUCUGCACUGGACCUCAACUUUAGUGAUAUCAAUGUCGCUUCUCUUGAUAAAGAGUUGGAAGAACAAGAUAACGGUUUAGGAUUGACAAGUCAAAGGGUGCUGAGUGGAUCCGCUCCUGUUAACAUUCCAGGCUCCCUGGCACGAUCAUCCUCUUUUAAUUCCUCAUCAUCGCUCUCCACCUCCCCUCUAAGCUCCAUCUCCCAGUCUCUGUCUCAGUCCCUGCUGUCAGGGACAGUGUCUCAGCAAAAUCAACAUUCAAACAUGCUGGCAAAGCAGGAGCAUGGCCUGCUGGGAACACCCACCUCUUCCUCUCAGAACUCUCUGGGCUUGAACGGAGGAGCUAGCAGCAUUUGGGACUUUGUCAGUGGCAGCUUUUCGCCAAGUCCAUCUCCAGUUUUCAGCAGCCUCACCUCCACAACCAGCAAUGCUGAUCUGGCCCGCCUUUUUAGAGAGCUGGAUGAAGCCAAGAGGAAGAUCAAGCAAUGGGAGGAGGCCUGGCAUCAGGUCAAACAAGCCUGUGAAGCCUGCCAGAAAGAUGCACAUGAAGCCAAGGAGCAAGCAAAGACGGCCGAGGCCGAGCGGCAGCUGGCCGAACACAAGUGGGAGGAGACAGAGCGCAAGCUGAAAGAGCUCCAGGGGGACUUUGAUGCGCUUUGUCGCACCCCUGGAACGCCUCUUCUUCGUAGCUAUGGAGAGCUGGACCAGCUCCCUUUGUCAAAGCUUCACUCCAUCCAGAGUCAGCUACGUAAUGACCUAGACCUUAUAGAUGGGGUAAUAUAUCAGCUUCAGUCAAAGAAAUGUAUAGUUUGCCAAAAGCAUGAUCGUUGCGUUGUUCUGCAACCUUGCCAACAUUAUGUACUAUGUGAGAACUGUGCACCUAGCAAAGCGGAAUGUCCCUACUGUAGAGCAAAAAUAUUGAAGUGGUGAUGUACAGUUACUCGAGGUACUAUUUAAAGAGUUAGCCCUUUGAAAAACUACUAUUAGAUUACUAAUUUUCUAAACAGCAAUGUCUGUUUCUGUCAGUGAUCGAAUAACUUAGGAUGAAAUGAUGUUUGACUGACAAAAUACUUAGUAUAAUGAAUUGGAUCGCAAUGCAUUGUUUUGCUCAUUUUAUGCCCACGUUACACUAGUUACUCUAUUGUCUGCCUGUACACAAAAACAUGCACUCACUUUGAAUAUGAAUGAUCUUGUAAUUGUCUCAUCUUCAGUCUUUCAAACGUCUGGAAGGAAGUAUGGGAGCUGGUUGACAUUGUUGUGGUUUGAUCGUUUGUCUUAUGUGGCCGCAUGUGAACUAUUGAUGCACUUAAAGUUGGCCCUGAGGAAUUCUGAAGACAUUUUGAACACCAGCUUCAAAAAGUAACUGCAGAAUCUUUAAAAAAAAAGAAAGAAACAUAAGCUCAUGAAAGUCUUUUUUCCCUUCACACACAAAUGCAUCUCCUUAGGUGUGUGUGUGUGUGUGUCUGUGUGUGUAUUUUAUCUAAACUCCUACAAAUGUUUUGCUCAGAGCACUCGCACCACAGCACAGAAAGUAAACCGUCCAGGAAAUGCAGAGUUCACAUCUUAUCCAUCUAACAAUUUCACACAUAAAAUGGGCAAAACUGAGAGCAGACUUAAAAAAAAAGAGGAAUACAAGUAAAUCAAAAAACAAAGCAAAUGAAUUCCUGUCGACCUUGAUGUGAUGUUUUAAAUCAGGAAUCAUGUAUUUGUGUUAGCCUCACAGAACCUCUAAAACUGUCAUGUUAUUGUUACUGAUCUGACACUGAGCGGGUAUUAAACUUACCGUUUUCUGAAUGAACAAUAGGUGGGUUUUUGAUGGGGAAUGGCUUCUUUUUGGCAUAAGCUCUCUGCAGCAGUAGACAAAUUUCACCUCUGUAAUAUGCUUGAAUGAAUCACACUAACAAAGCCAAAAUAAUCAGAGUUGUGAAUUUACUGUGUUCCUCUUUAUAAAUACAAUUUUUAACCCUAAUUAUAAGUAAUAAACAACAUUUUUUAAAUAAAGCCAGUCAGACAUCAUUCUUUUGACCAACCCGCUGAGGAAGUUCCUUUUUUUUUCAUUAAAAGCACUUUGUUGACAUGAGGCUUUAUUAAUGGGUAUAUAGACAUUUGCUUUAAGCUGCUUUUGUAGUUAUUCUUUUGUCUCUCUUUUUUUAGAUUUCUUCUUUUUUUACAUAAGCUAAUGUCUGAAGCGUUUGUGUUUACUGUGAAACAUAAGUUGAUUAUUUCAUGUUUCCUAUUGCUAAGUCAUGGCAUGGUUCUAAAUCUUAGGAUUUCAUAGAAAACAAUUGAAUAGUUUCUACUUUCAUAGUGAGAUUGAGUAAAAUUCAAUCAAAUAAAUGCAAAUUUAAACUGCAUUGUAGGUGUAACCAGCAGCUGUAAUAUCAGUAAGGCACAUGCAACACGUUAAGGCUGUUUUUCAAUCAGAUAGGUUUGUUUUGUAGAAGAUUAUAUAGCUUAGCCAUUAGUAAAGCAUGUAUUGUAUUUGCUAUAAGCCUGGAGUUUGAUUUUUGUAGGAAUCUAGCCUCUUGACCUUGUGUAGAACAUAUCGGCCUCUUAACUCUAAGUGCCUUGCCGUAGUUGAAAAGGUUAUGUGUAGAAUUGUCCAAGCAAACAUGAGUAGUUGAAGCUUGUGCACAGGUUUUCUGCGCAUUAAACUUUGCAAAAGCAUCAAUAUGUAUACGUAUGAUUACAUGUUUAUAUGAGUGUAUUCCAUUGUAUUUGGCCAAAUUCCAGUAAGUAUUUCUGCUGAAAAUAAUUGUAGACUAAAAUUGUCAGUGCCUCUGUCCUGACUUCAUACGUAGAAAUGAACCCACAUUAGUGCUGUUCAGAUUCCCCCCUACCCCUCCCAUUCACUCAUUCCUUGGUUGAGGUGCUCUUUUGAUGCUGCCUCACUCACUGAAAUUAGGUUUUUGAAUCUUACAUUUGGGAGUAUGCAAACGUAGGACUCAUGGCAUUUGUAUGGCAACAUGCUUUUUGAACAGUUUAGUUUGUUUUCUUGUAAUAAGUCUACAUUGAAUGAAGAAUUCAGUAGUUUGCCUGUAGGGUGGAUUUUGUAUAGGGUUUAUGCUUAGGUUGCUCUAAUUGAAAUGACCUUCUACUGUGUUUGGGGGGGAAAAAAAAAAGUUAAAAACAAAAAUCCUUUUUAUUCUCGCUUUAAAAUCAGUAGAAAAUCAUGUAUCCAGGUACACUUUUUGCUACUUAUGAAUAUGGGAUAAUGCAUUGUUUACAUUCUCACAAAUGACAAUUAAGCAACUCAGAGGACAAUAUAAAAAAGGUUAUAAUAUUUUAGCAUUUUCAUGACUAUUACAGCAUAAAAGGCAGGCUAAACACUUCUGGUAUUGCAUGUCAUGCGAUAUAAUAACCAGCUACAAAAAUAAAAAAAAUGUUCGCACUGUGUCACACUGCCAGAAUAUUUUUAUUCACUUAUUUUUAUCUAGUUAAGGCUUAACAGCUUCUGCAAGCUUCGCUGCUACUGGAAAAGGUAUUAAUGUAGAUUCUUGUUAUACAUUUAGAUGUUUGAAUGUUGUGCAUCCACAGCUCAAAAGUCAUGAACUAUGAAAGAAUUUGUCUUAUAUGCAUCUAACUUGACUUAGUCUGUUUUUUUUUUUCUUAUUGACCUGUUCAUUUGUAAAUCCAUUUGAGUCAAAUUUUCAGUACUUUUGUAAAUCACUUAAUAUGAUGUCAUUGGCCUGUAUUAUAGAUUGUCUUUUUGUAAUUGAUGAUUAACACUUGUUGGCAUCCUUUUCCUCUGUACACUGGAUAGUGGUGUACGGCGCAGCUAAUUCAGUCUUUUGGGUUAUUUUGUUUUGUUUUUGUUUUUUGCCUGUGAAAAACGACUAAAUUGAUGAUGUGUGGUAUGUUAAAAAUGAACCAAAGUGGUGUUUUAGUAGCUGUCCAAAUAAGUAUUGUGUAGGGAAAAUUGACCCGAAUUUAGAUAAUGCCUGAUCAGCCUGUUGCUGUUAACACAGCCAAGUCUGGCCUGAGGCAAUAAACAUCAGUUCAACACCAAACGUGUUCGAAUCAAACCGAGUUCAAAUUCAGCAUUGAGAAUGGAGGGCUGUCUAGAUUCAGAUGCUUGAGAUUAUUCGUACAGGAGGACGCAAACCCCCUAAGGGAAUCGGCAACAAAACAUCAGUAAUGGACUCAUGCCCAUUCAUUCCAGUUUUACCAAAGAACUGUCCUAUUCUUUCUUUUGGACUACAUUUCAGAAUUAGUUUUACUACUGUAAUUACUCUAAAUUGAUUAAAACAACAACAGCAAGGAAAUCACCUAGUACCUUAAAGGGUUAAAGCUCACUUUAGGUAAUUAAUGACAUCUUUUUCUAUCUAAAGUUAGUCCGCGGACGAUCAGAAAUGCAUGGGUUACAAAAUGUGUGUUUGUACUUUUGAAUUUGUGUUAAGUAUACAGUUGCAUUUAUGGCAGUUUGUGCAAUAAUGGCUAGCACAUGCUGACCUUAAGCGAGGACUCAAUGUUAGUUUAAGUGUUGUCUACAGUGAAGGAAUGUCCUGAUUUAUGACAUUUGUGCUUCUGAAGUGGCCAUAUAAACUUCACUACAGUACUGUUUAAUUAAAGACAGUUUUGUUUCAUUCAUCUAAAUGGUUUGGAAAGUGAUAGCUGUUCAUCCUGUAUUUUUAUAGUAGGCCUACAGUGACUGUAAGGUGCUUUCUUUUUAUCAAUCUGUUUUCUAUUCCUUAAAGCUGUGGUCUGAAAAAGUUUUUGUUUUUUCUGGGACACAAAAUGAUUGUGAAGCAUCAAUGGCAGAUACAGACAUAUUUGAGCUGUUAGGGUAAUUUGUUUUGGGCCCCCAGUCUGGAGUAAUCUUCUCGACCAUCUUCAAGCUUUCUAGAAAAAAGAAAUUAUUUAAAAAUUGUACACAUACAUUUGAGAAGCACAGCUUAAAGUUAUUUGCAUUUCGUCAGAUUUUUUUCAAUUGUCUCUUCAAUGGACCAAUUACUUUUGAAUAAAUCUGUGCCUUUGAUGAUUGCAUAAUGUGGAUUGACUGAAAAUCAAAUCUAUAACAUGGUUAAUCAGAAUCAAAAUUCCAGUGCCUUACAAUGAUUUAGUGGACCACGAUGUGAUUGCUCGAGGCCCUUUGCAUUCAGUCCACUCAGCUGAAUGGAAAACUGCAAACCCUAACCAGAUUUGCGUCCCCAAUUUGAGAGAAUGAAACAAAGGUUACAAGAGUGCUACUUGUCUUUCUCAGUCUGUAUUUGCCAUACAGUUCAAGAAAACAGCAAUACCUAACCACUGAAUACACACGUUUUGAUCUUAAUUUGCCAUUCGGCACCGAAAUGUUAAUUAUUUGAAAGGAAAAGCACCAAAUGGGAAGAAUCUUGUAAAUGAACAGUGAUAAAUGUACCAUGCUCUGCUCUGCAUUGGAAUAGUUUCAUCUGUUUUGCAUUAUUGUUAGUUGUUGUGUCAUUCUUUUUGUUUUUAACUUUAUAAAAAUGGAGCCAGAAGAUUUAUGCAAUCUUGUACAUGUUUAUGAAUAUGAUGUAUGGAGCUGUUCAAAUUAAGUAAUUAUUAGUACAAAGUCAAAAGUAAUUAAUCUGAAUGUGGAACCAGUCGGUCCAUGUGCAUUAGAAUUUCUUUUCUUUCUUUUUUUUAGUGGAAAUGUUAUUUGAAUAUCAAAACCCUGAAAUAUUGAAUGUAUUGUUCUAAAUUAGAUAUUCAACUAAUAGGUCACUGGAUAUAAUGAAGCGCAGAUAAUUGACUAUGAUGUAGCAUCUAGUUGUGAAUUGCUAUUCAAUAAAAUUUAUUAGAACAUAAACAAAUACAAGUUUUCAAGUUUCUAUUUGUCAGUGUAAUGGGACAAUAUAAGGAAAGAAAUGUGUUUUUCUCAGGGUAAAAUAGGAUGGAUGGCGAAAAUGUUGAAUCUGAGGAAACUGCAUCUAAUGGAAUAAUUCACUUAUAGUUGGUGGGUAUAGGCAUUAUUUAUAGUUUUAAAAAAUACAUUAACAUAUAUAUGUAUAUAUACAUAUGUGUGUGUGCCCCUUUGUGACAAGGUAUAUGGAUAUGUAGGAAAUUUCUAUUGAUAAUUGUAGAAAUUAUUCUGUUGGUAUAUUGAUAUUUUUGUGUUGUGAACACAAAAACAGGUGCAAGUCUUAGAUUACUAGAUGUUUCUUUUCUACAUUGAAGAUUGUGUAUCACUUAUUUACUGUAGUGGAUUACUAGUUUGUUAACACUUGUUAAAUUGUUACACUACAGUUAUGCAAUGGUUUACAGAGUUCACAAAUUAUUUUUAUCAUCUUGA